UCACGGUCUGGCACAUUGUAGGCAUCAGUCCAGCAGAUCUGCUCCUCGAGAACACUAAAGCAAACGACAUCAUGAACUCUCGCGUUUUCGUCGGUCUUCUUCUGUGCUGCCUGUGGGCCUCUUCCGAGUCUGUCGUCCUCUUGGGAACCACCGCCACCCUCGGGACUGUCGCUGCUACCACUGUUACUGCCUCUGCGGCGACGGCUUUGGGCGUGGGCGCGCUGGCGGUGCUGAAGGGAGCUCUUAUCGGGAAGCAUCUUGCGCGCAGGAACAAGAGGGAUGUCGACUCCUUUGAGGCUGACGAGGCAAUUGAGGUUGCCGUGGCCCAACAGAUGGAUUCAGCUGGUUGCGUGGCCAAGCUCUUGUGCGAAAUUGAGGCCAUGUCUGCUGACCAGCUGACUCCUGCUAUGACCUCCUUCAAGACUGCUUUCGAGAACAACGAUAACCUUAAGGGCUCCCGAGGCGUGUACGAUCUGGCCAUCAGUUUCGGCUCCAAGUUCGCCAAGAAGGACUCGAAGGCCUGCAGCGCCCUCUUCGACAAGUGCGUCCUCUCCAGGGAGGACCUCUCCUUCAUGCUGGAUUCCGUCUUCUCUUGCCAGUUAUAAAAAUUACUCUCAUCUGCAGCAAAAUUCACAUUAGGCAACAGAAAUAAUGACCCUGGUGACAGAAUCUCUGGUAUGUAAAAACCAUGCUGCAUUUACGUAUCAUGUAUGGUAUCACAGAAAUCAUCAGUACCUAUCUCACUGUCUAAUCAAUAAAACAUUUAGUUUGUCAAAA
Molecule: messenger RNA, 777 nt
Organism: Penaeus monodon (black tiger shrimp)
Lineage: Eukaryota; Metazoa; Arthropoda; Malacostraca; Decapoda; Penaeidae
Exons: 3
Coding region: 72-605 (177 amino acids)
Source: RefSeq, a predicted model, not a curated record